Molecule: messenger RNA, 4027 nt
Organism: Motacilla alba alba
Lineage: Eukaryota; Metazoa; Chordata; Aves; Passeriformes; Motacillidae
Gene: C26H1orf116
Product: chromosome 26 C1orf116 homolog
Exons: 4
Coding region: 663-2123 (486 amino acids)
Source: RefSeq, a predicted model, not a curated record
UGGGGAAGGAGUCCCCAGCACGGGGAAGGAGCUCGCAGAGGGUUUUGGUGCCCACAGGGAACGGUGCCAAGUGGGGCAAAAGCAGCUGCAGGUCGGGACAGGCAGAAGGAGCCUCGGAGCUGCGCAGUCCUGGGCAGCCCUUCCUGCAGCACGCAAAUAAAUCUGUGCCGAAUCUUCCCUCCCCAAACACUUUCUGCCCGUCUUCACAACCUCCUUCCUUGGCAAGCAGCAAACUUUUGGCCUCUGGGAAGCUGCGGUGAACUGCAAGUACCGACCUGCAAGUACCGAAAUCAGGCCAGGCUGAUUCCCGAGCUGAGCUCCCGGCCCGAGCUGCGCAUCCCGGCCGAGCCGCCCCAGAGCAGGACCGGCUGCGGUGACGCGCUCCCCUAAUUACCGUGUGCGAGGCCCCGCUGUCAGCCAGCAGCUAUGCGGCAGAACAGGAUGUCGGAUUAAGGAGUCUCCGGCCAAAGCCGUGCCCGGGACAGCAGGGGACAGCAGGGAAGUCAGCGAGCUGGGUGGCACCGAGCGGAGCCGCCCGCAGCUCCCGGGCGCUGCCAGCUCACGCCCAGCGCUCCGGGGCACGGCACGGACGGGUUCUGGGGGCUCGGCCACGCCGGGAUCCAGGCUGAAACAGCAGGAAAAGUGCCUGGCAGGGCUGCGGGAUGAAUUGCACUCGGCUUGGCCGCAGCCGGGAUCUUCCCGCCGUGCCAGCCUCCAGGGCAGCCCAGGCUAUGCCCAGGAAGGAGCUGGGGAUGGCUGGCUGCAACUCUGGCAGCUGUGACAGCAUGGUCAGCACGGCCUCCAACCACUCCCAGCGGAGUGACAACAGCUAUGACUAUUUAUCUGUGGAAGAGAAGGAGUGUUUGAUGUUCCUGGAGGAAACCAUUGGCUCCCUGGAUGCAGAGGGAGACAGUGGAGUGUCCACGGAUGACACCGACUACGGGGAGCCCUCCAAGCCCAGGAGAGGCCCUGCGCCCCGGGAUUUGGGGAACAGGACUCCCCCUGCAAGCCGAGAUCAGCAGCGUGGGGCUGAACAGAGGAGUGGUAAAAGCAUCUCUGCCCCGUCCAGCUCAGCCCCAGCAGCUGCUCCAGGCCCAGGUUAUUCCAGCCUUCCCAGGAGCAUCCCUGCAGCAAAUGGAGCUUCUGGCAGCAAAGGAGGUGUCCACACGGCGCCAGCAGGAAAACCUGCCCAGGAGGUGCCCAAGGAGGGCAGGCUGGACCAAGCCAGAGCAGGAAGCCACACCAAGUCCGUGAUUAUCCAACCUCCAGACCCCUUCCAGGAUGACCUGGAGUGGUCACGCAGCCAGCGCUCAGAUGCCAAGGGGGAGGCGGCCAAGGAGACCAAGACUGGGACUUUGUGGGGCCACUCAGAGAAAUCCACACUGGAAGAGGCCCCUCAGGACCCCGAUGCCAAGCAUGGGCCUCCAACCGCCCCCAAACCAAGGAAAUUGCCACCGAACAUCAUCCUGAAAACCAGCAGGAACAGCCCCGUGCCGGAGCACAACCAGAAGGUAAAAGCAGCACCUCCACCCUCAGCCACCGCCCAGCCCAGCCCUGCCAGCGACAGCACUGCUGAGAAGGGGAGUUCAGGCCACCUGGACCCCAAGGAGAAGGAGAAAGCCCGACGGGAGGCCCUGGAGAAGCUGGGACUGCCCCAGGACAGGAGGGAGCCCAGCGCCCACCUCCAUCCCCACCCCAGGGAGACACCGCUCCCCAUCCCUGGGCAGCCUGCGGAGGGCUCCGUGCCGGGGAUCCGGCAGAUGCCCUUCAAAUCCAACACCCUGGAGCGCUCCGGGGUGGGGCUGGGCAGCUCCAUGGGCAGCGCCAAGGAGCAGAACGGCCGCAGCAGCAGCAGCUCCCUGGGCAAGAUGUCCUUCAUCGAGCGCCUGGCCCCCAGCUUCCUCCGCAGCCGCCCCCGGCCCGCCUCCCUCGGGGCAGGGAAGGACUUUGGCGGCCUGAAGGAGCAGGAGGAGAAGGACAAGAGCAGCAAGAGGAGAUCCCACCCUCUGCCCAGCUUCCCCAGGCCGCCGCGCUCCGCCGUCAGCGUGAAGAUCUCGCCCAAGGGCGCGGCCGACGAGAACCGGCGCGAGGCGCUCAAGAAGUUGGGGCUGCUGAAGGAAUAGCUGGUGGGGCUGGUGGAAAAGGGGAUUUUCACCCCGAAUCCAGCGGCCUGCACUGCCUUGGGCACGAGCAUCUGCUGCCAGCUCCUGCCCCAGCGGCUCGGGAGAGGCGUUGGGAGCUUCACACCGAGUCAAGGAACGCGGCGUGUACAGAAUAUUUUGUAUAUAGCAGAUGUACAUGAGCUAUUUAUACAAAGCAUCUCUCAGCGUGGAUGGGGUGUGCUCUCCUGCAAGGGCUUUACUGCAUUUGGGUAUCCAUCAAAACAGGGAAGCCGUGGAAUUCGGGGUUUGGCUUGUUUUCAAAGGGGUUGCCUGUGGAUAAAGCGUCUCUGGGAAGAACUGCUGGACUUUGCUGCUCCUUUAGGACUUUUCGGGGUUUUUUUAUUAAUUUUAUCACAGCCUCUGAGACCUGAGCACUCACCUGCCACGGGAAAGCGCCUCACAAAACCACCACUGCCUGCUGGGUGAGCUGGAGGGCUGCCCAGACAUCCCACUGCCCCCCUGCCACGCGCUGCUCUCCCACCCAGCCCUGACCACCUGGAGGAAGCUUGAACUGCAGGAAGGCACAGCUGAGGAGGCCAGAGGCUGUGCUGGUGUCAGAUCCAGAAGUGCUGCCCAAAAUGGGGCCGAUGCAAGGCUGGGACAGCUCCAGCUCAUCCCUUCUGAGCUGUCCUGGCGCCUGUCAGGCCCAGCUGAUGCUGCCAACACCUUGCUGCUCACCUUGGGGAGCAGAGGUGGCCAAUGUCCCUAAUAAACCUGUGUGUGAUCAGAAAGUGCCACGUGGUACAGAUUUAUGUCACAGUCAGGUCAAUAAUAAAUGCCCCUAAAUAUUUAAAAAAACAAAACCAAGAGGGGUUUAAAACAAAGAGUUCUGAGAGGAAGGAUGAGGCAGGUCAGGUCUGUCCCCCCUAGAAAAUAGAAAAUUUGAUCAGCACAGGCAAAGUCUUCCAUGGAGCAGCCUGGGAUGGUGGAAGGUGACCCUGCCUGUGACAAGGGGAGGAACAAGGAGAGCUUUAAGGUGCUUUCCAACCCAAAGUGUUCCAUGGUUCUGUAACUGCCAGCUCUUCCUGCAGGCACGAAGAGGGAAUAUGGAAUUCCUGGUGCUCCCGUGUUUGCUGGCAGCCUUGAGCCAGCCCCAGGUGCAGCCAGGCAGCCCCAGAGGGUCCCCCCAGCCCCAGCUGCUCGGGCUGGGCACUUCCACCUGCAGAUGUUUGACUUUAAAGGCAGCAAGGAGGAGAGGAGGGGGAGAUAAAAGGGUCAGCCGAGCUCCUGCCCAAAUUAAAGCUGUGUUUUCAUCCCUGUGCUCUUCUCCUCUGACCACUGUCUCACCCAGGGCUGAUGCCAGCUGUUUACUGCUCUGACUGCUCAGCACCUGCGUGGUGCAAGUCCCAAGGGAAACCUCACCUUGUUCAUCUAAUGAGAAAGGAGGAAAGCAUUAAGGACUCUCUCAAAGCAUUUUUGCCCUGAAACAGAACCUAAACAUUUCUUAAAACCAGAUUGUUUUGGAAACAAAAGGCUUCUCUUCCAAUCCUUGGCUUUAGUCAGAGCCACUGUGUGCUGGUGUCAUGAAGGCUGAGUUCUGUUCAGAUUUCCAAGGAGAAAUCUCACUCCCAAAGAUUCCUUAUCAGCCUGUGACGUGGUGAUGCUCGCAAACAGGAGCUGGUAUGAAGUGGGAGCAAAAGAGAACAAAUUAAAACAACAGCCAGAGAGCAGCAGGGUCAUUCCUCUGGGCAUCAACCCCACAUUUCUGUGCCCUUCCUGGAGCUGCCAGAUGCUCUGGGCUGAAUCACUCACCACAGGCAAGCCCCAUUCCACGAGCUGUUUCAUCCUGCCAGGGGAAUAUGGAAUUUUACCUGCUGGAUCUGUUUGUAGCCCUUAGAAACGGAGCUGUUUAUGCCCCAGGGCUG